CUCUGGGCCGAGCUUUGCUCAGACACAAGCAAGACCAGCUUGUUGGUGUAUUGGAGACAGUGUGACCGACAGCUGAACCAAGAUGAGAACCCUGAUCCUCCUCAGUCUCUGUGCCCUGGCUGCCGUCUGCAUUGCAGAUUCUUCAGAGUCCAAUGAGAUAGAUGAUGUCCUUUUCCUUGGGAGGAAAGAUGCACAUCUUUUUGUGAGACCACCAAGGAGGAACAAUCCAUGGGAAAGGAGGAUGUACAAGGCUCCGUAUGAGCUGAACAGGGAGAGGUGCGAGGAGUUCCAGUUGUGCAAUCAGCCAGUGGGGCCGGUCAGCUCUAGACGAAUGUACAGUAGGAUCUUCGGCAACGCCAGGCAGCAUGCCCGCUCCCACCCACGGAGGCGCAAUCAGAACAGGAAACAGUACUACAGAUACUAGAUGGAACACCAGAGAGACAGACAGACAGACACACACACACACACACACACACACACACAGGAAUCCGUAGUUAGCAGGGCAAUGUUAAAUAAAAACAGAAAAUGUUGGAAACACUCAGCAGGUCAGGUAGCAUCUGUGGUGAGAGAUGUUCUGUUAGUGAUAACCUCCUAAUACACACUGAGCACACCUCAACAUACAACAUGGACCAGUGGGCUCCAGUGUAUCUUCCCCAGGGGUGUCUCAGUGUCACUGCUUCUGUUCACCCUUGUACCCGUCACAGGUUUCCUCAAUGCCUUUGGCCCAAUUUAUUCCAGUGGCCCUACCCAAAUGCAACAUCCCCCUUUCUCACUCCCUGACCUGCUGAAUGUUUCCAGCAUUGUCUGAUUUUAUUUCAGAUUUCCAGCAUCUGCAGUUUUUUUUAAAAAAAAAUUUUCAGCAGAGUAAUUUUAGCAGGGAGGUGGGUCAGGAAAGCCCACAGAAUCUUCCCUGGGAUCCAGUCCAUAAGAGGGGAAGAAUCCACUUUCCCUGCCUUGUGCCCUAUAGUUCAGCUUCAGGAGGCUGUUGAUUUUUAUUUCCAUUCAGACUGUUACCUCAUUCCCCAGGCAAGUGCAGAGAAAAGGGGCCUCAAACCAAGCUCCAGGUCUGCAACUUGCUCCUGAAGGGAAUAGGCACAGAAAAUGCUGAGAACACGCAGCCAGCAUCUGUGGAAGAAGAAACAUUAGAUUACAGAUUGCAGAGCCCUUUGAUGGAAGAUAAUCGAAUUGAAACAUCAACUGUUUCUCUCUCCAUAGACGCUGCCUGACCUGCUGAGUGUUUCAGGCAUUUUCUGAUUUUAUCUCAGAUUUCCUAUUUACUUCUGAUCCUGGAAGGAUCUCCACACAGCAUUGAGGCUUUGCCUUCAUCUAACCUCUCCCCAAAUCAUUGCUGACACUACAUGCCCCAUCCCAUACCCCAUCCCACACACUCCCACUGGAGACAAUUAUUAGCUUGGGCUUUCUCACAUUAAGGUGGCACAGGAAGAGGUCAGAGAGAAGGCAGCUCCCAUUGACCAAGCAGCAGCUGUGUAACAGCAGGAGAAAGCAAUCAUUUCCCCCACAUUCUGUAGAGCGAGAGUGCCUGAGGAGGUGAGCCGUUCAGGGUCAGCCGUGUCCUGUAAGUCAGUUGACCCGAGGUGAGGAAGGGGGUGUCGCUCCCCCCUAAGAUUUAAACUGAGGCUGAAGCUCACUGUCCCUGCACUUCAUUGGCAGAAGAGAUCCAUUAAAGGGAAAGAUGAUGCACUGGGACAUGAAAGAUGAUGCACUGGGAAGGGGAAAACGUGGUAAGACUUAACUGGAUAGUUUACUGGGAGUGUCUACAUAGAGAUACAAGGGGCGCCAGACUGCAGACCUUUCCAGCUGUGCGUAACCUCUGUACUAGAGUGGAAUGAAGAGUUUUCUUAGUUGCAAAAGGAAAAUAAUUUCAGCAUAAUAGCCACAAGGUAUUUUUUUUUGAGGGAGUUGAGUAGAAUUUGUAGCCCCUACAUACUAGGUAGGAUUGCCCCUAACUUGUUGCAGAUUACCCACCCUUGAUAGAUUGAACUCCAGGUAACAAUAUCCUUCUUGCAAAUUAUCUGUAAUCAAAGCAGCCUAAAUCAUAUCAGCAAAGAGAAUCAAAAGAUCAUAGACUGCAAUAUAUAUACACAUUAUAUCCACACACCUUGUAAAUACAGCCUGUCAGCAGCUCAACUCAGUAACUGUUCCUUAUCGAUCUGUCUGAAGCUUACAACCUAAUCGUUAUAAGUGCAGUGUGUAACUGAAGUUUCCAACAGCAUUUACAGGAAUAUAUAAUAAAAAAGUAUAAAGUUUCA
This is a messenger RNA of Pristis pectinata (smalltooth sawfish), 2270 nucleotides long. RefSeq names its product matrix Gla protein-like. NCBI's taxonomy places the organism in Eukaryota, Metazoa, Chordata, Chondrichthyes, Rhinopristiformes, Pristidae. The transcript has 4 exons. The coding region runs from base 83 to 424 and encodes 113 amino acids. The record is from RefSeq and is a predicted model, not a curated record.